Molecule: messenger RNA, 4382 nt
Organism: Ailuropoda melanoleuca (giant panda)
Lineage: Eukaryota; Metazoa; Chordata; Mammalia; Carnivora; Ursidae
Gene: APOBR
Product: apolipoprotein B receptor
Exons: 4
Coding region: 80-3838 (1252 amino acids)
Biological process (GO): triglyceride metabolic process; lipid transport
Cellular component (GO): membrane
Molecular function (GO): very-low-density lipoprotein particle receptor activity
Source: RefSeq, a predicted model, not a curated record
CCGGGGAAGACUGGCUUGUCUCGGUGGGUGGGGACGGUCAUUUGUCAGCUUUUUGGACACACAGACAGAGACAGACAGGAUGGAUUUCCUCCGGCUACAUCUCCCUGGGCUGCAUCAGGCCUUACGGGGAGCACUGGAUUCCCUCAGCUCCUUUGUCUCCUACCUUAUGGGAGAUGAGGUCCCCACUGCAGAGAGGAAGGAGGCGAGGGCAGCCGAGGAACCGGGGGAGGUGGCUGCAGGAAGGCCAGGGAAGCCUGAAGAGAAGGGAGCCCAGGAGGCCCUGGAGGGCCUUGGAGGCAGCCAAAACCAGGAGGAUAGAGGGCUGGGAGGGCCCAGAGAGGCUGGAAGACCCCAGGAGGGAAGUUCAGCUACAGAACAGACCUGGGGUUGGGAAGAAGGCAGCUCCCAUGGGUCUCAGGCACAUAGGCAGGACACUGGGGUGUGGGAGGCAGCCAAGGCUGCCAGGUGCCAGGAGCCAAGGGCCCACUUAGAGGCCAGAAAGGAGUCCAAGGCAGGGUGUGAGGCUGCUCGAGACAGCAGCAGCCAAGCCCAGGAGAGUCAAAGGCCCAAUGAGCAGGAAGUGGACAGAGAGGAGACACUGAGAACCUGGGAACAGGAGGAGGAGGCGGAAGAGGUCAGGGAAAGAAACCCAGAGGUGGCCAAGAAGGCGGAGUCAGAGUGGACCUGGCACAGGGAGCCUGAGGGGGAGGCAGGUGCUGAUGGGCAAAAGGUAGCUGGGGACAGCAGGGAGUCAUUAGAGCAGCCGGUCAAGGAAGCGGUUGCACAGGAGAUCCAAGGGUCUGCAGCCAAUGAGGCCGGGAAGGAAGAAGAGGUAAUGGGGGUCCUAAGGGGUAGCCCAAGCACAAAGGCACAGAAAGCACAGGAGUCAGGGUCAGAAUCUGAGGACGGGACAACCUCAGUCAGGGAGGAGGCUAGAACAGCCUUAGGCAGGGAGGAGGACAGCACAGCCUUAGGCAGGAAGGAGGACAGCACAGCCUUAGGCAGAGUGGAGGAUGGCACAGCCUCAGACAGGGAGGAAGCCAGGACAGUCUCAGGCAAGGAGGGGGCUGGGACAUCUUCAGGCUGGGAGGAGGACAGGAUAGUCUCAGGCAGGGGGGAGGCUGGGACAGCCUCAGGUGGGGAGGAAGACAGGACAGUCUCAGGCAGGGGGGAGGAUGGGACAGCCUCAGAUACAGGAGAGGACAGCAUAGCCUCAGAAAGGGAAGAGGAGGAUAGAACAGCCUCAGACAGGGAGGAAGCCAGGACAGCCACAGGCAGGGAGGAGGCUGGGAUAACUUUAGGCAGGGUAGAGGCCAGGACAACCUCAGGCGGUGAGGAGGACAGGACAGUCUCAGGCAGGAGAGAGGAUGGAACAGCAUCAGAUAGAGGAGAGGACAGCACAGCCUCAGAAAGGGAGGAGGAGGAUAGAACAGCCACAGGCAGGGAGGAGGCUGGGGCAACCUCAGGCAAGGAGGAGGACAGCAGAGCCUCAGGCAGGGAGGAGGAAGACAGCACAGCCUCAGGUGGGGAGGAGGACAGCACAGCCUCAGGCAGGGAGGAGGCUGGGAUAACUUUUGGCAGGGUAGAGGCCACGACAACCUCAGCCGGGAAAGGGGGUGACCUCUCGGGAGCCAGGAAGACAGAAUAUGAGGAAGUCUCAGGAGAAAAGAUCCCAGAGGGCACUGGGAGGGCCUGGGCAUUCCAGGAGGCCUCCAGGGGAGACCAGGAGAAGGAGGUGGAUGAGAAUAGAGAGGCUGAGAUGAGCUUUUCCCCCAAACAGACCCAGGCCCUGGGAACUGAGGGCACAGAAGAAGCGGCUAAGGACCAGACAGCAGGAAGGGAGGCUGCAGAAGGCCAGGGGUCAGAGGGGGAGGUAGGGGCAGGCUUUGAGGUCCAGGCGGAUCAGGGAGGGAAAGAGGCUGAGGAGAGGCAAGCCUCAAUGGUCAGGGCUGUUCCAGCCAGUCUGGAGGAGGUGAUGCAGGCAGAGAAGGCCAAAGAAGAGGAAGAGGGUUGCUGGGCCACAGAGGCUGAGCUGCCCAAGGACAACGUGGCAAAUGAGGCUGAAGGGGAUACUGACCUGGAAGCAACCCCAGAGGCCAGCAGUCCUGAGAAGGAGUUCAGCGGGGAGAGGAGUGAGGGGGAGGCUCAGACAGGCGGAGAAGCCCAGGGGGUGGAGUGGGGUGGCCUUGAGCACGAGGUCACUGAAGGCCAGGAACCUGAGCUGAAGGCAGGCCCCCAGACCCCGACAGAGCAGCCUGAAGAAGGACAGGGGGGUGAGGAAGAGCUCUGUGGCGCUUCAUCCCUGAGCAAAGAGGAGACGGAAGGGGGCCUGGAGGAGUACCCCAGGACCAUGGGAGAUGUAAAGCCUGAUGCCCUUGGGGCAGAAGUCUGGGAAAACCAGGGAAGGGAUGUGGAGAGAGGGGAGACCCAGGAAGAAAAAGCAGAUGCUGAAGAGGGGGAGGAGGAGGCUGCAGGAGGCCAGGCACCGAAGGAGGCCGAGGGAGGCAGAGAGUCUGCGCUCCCGGAUGUCCCGGAGGCAGGCGGGGAAUGGAAGACAGCCCAGGACUCAGGGUGUGGAACAGAGGAAGGAGGGACCCUUGGAGCAGAGAGCCAGGAGCUGGGUGGAAGGCUUGGGGCAGACACAGGGACAGGUCAGUCACCGGGAGAGUCAGAUGUCAGAGAAACCAAGGAUGAGGUGGUGGAGGCCACAGUGCCCUGGUGGGCAGACACGACAUUCAGCCGAGACUGGAGGCUGGAGGAGGCCACUCUGAGCCUCCAGGACAGCGAGGACCCAGGGGCCAGUUCUUUGGCUGCUGAGAUAGUGAGGGAUAAGGUAGCUCUGGUUGGAAAGGCUGCUGGGGCUGGGGGAGGGCCCGAAAGAGAGGCUGGGGAAGUUUGGGACUCAGAAGGGAGGCAGGAGGCUGGGGGAGGUGUGGAGCUGGUGGAGACUACACAUGGAGAAAACCGAGGUGGGCCUGAGUUUGGCCUGGAGGGCUCAGCAGACAAGGAGGUGACUGGCAGAGGGGACCAAGCUGAGGCUUUGGAGGCCAGAGAGGGUGAGCCCAGGGGAGAGCGGGUGGAGGUCCCAGAAGGUGUGGUGGCAGAAGGAAGCUGUGGGGUGGAUGGCUUUACCUCGGGCUCCCAGCCGGCGAGGGCAGAGGGGACCGUGGCCACAGUGGAAGCCGAGGGGCUCCCAGGAGGGCAGACGCUGUUGGAAGAGGAGGCUGUGGGAUGGCAAAUGAAGGAGCGAGGGCAAGGCAGUGAGGGGCAGGGUGGGGACCACCACCCCGAGGGAGAAGCAGGAAGGCCCCUUGGUGUGGAGGAUGCUGAGGUGACGGAAGACCGGAGAGCAGAGGCCGAGGAGAUUGUUCCAGAAGGCCUGGAGGACGUCCAGGGCCAGGAGAACCAGUCAACACACCAGGAGCCUGCAGAGGCCGAGCCUGGGCCACGCGGGGAGAUCGCAGAAAGUGCCAGAGGGGACGCUUGCGACAGCUGGAGUGAGGCCCUGCUCCCUGUGUCUCUCCUGGACGUCUCUGUCCCCCGGAGCCGUGUACUCCUGUCUCGCAACUCCUCACUGCGCCGCUCCCGGCCCUCCUUCCGACGGAGCCGCGCCCCCGAGCAGCAGGAGGGACCUCCCAGCCCCCCGCCCGAGGAAGAGCGGUCAGCUCCCGAGCAGAGACUUCUCCAGCCAGAGGAAACCCCAGAGCCAAGCCCCCCAGAGCCUGAAGGGACCCCACUGCCAGCCAGGAGAAGGCCCCUGGGUCGUGGGUUUGGCCUUGCACAUGGAGGCAUGAUGCAGGAACUGCAAGCCCGGCUGGGCCAGCCAAAGCCGCAGUGAGGGCCCUGGGCCCCCGGGAGCCUGACCACCUCUCCCAUCUGUCUCGGCUGUCUGGAGGACCGAGGGGACGGGACAGUUCUCCCCGCAGCCUUCCCUCCCUGACUGCUCCCAGCCCCCACCCGGGGCCUUCCGAGAGCUGUGGAACAGUAACACGAACCUCGGGGGUGGGAGCUAGCCUGGAAGAAAGCGGUCAGCAAGGCCUACGAGCUCCAAGCUCCAUUUGCAAUCAGAGGUUGAUGGGAAGCAGAUGGGAGCCAACUCACAACUCUGCUGGUUACUAUGGCAACCACAGCCCAGCAAGCCAGAAUGGGGGAAGGUACCCAGGGCCACCCCCCCACCGAAUUCAGGAGCAGAAAGGCAUCCAGUAUGGCCAGAGGCUACAGAUUCUUGUCCUUUUGGGGGUCAGGUACCCCUUCUCGGAAAAGAAGCUGAGGCCGACGGAGAAUGAGAGUGCUUUAUUAGGCACCCCGCAUGGUGGCCUCGCCCGAGAACAGCUAGCAGGCUCUGAAACAAUAAAUAAACCAUCAUUUCCCUGAACAAUAAA